Messenger RNA from Plasmodium cynomolgi strain B, 828 nucleotides. RefSeq names its product membrane protein pf12 precursor. Gene Ontology annotation, cellular component: cell surface; plasma membrane. The record is from RefSeq and is a predicted model, not a curated record. The transcript has 2 exons. NCBI's taxonomy places the organism in Eukaryota, Apicomplexa, Aconoidasida, Haemosporida, Plasmodiidae. Gene Ontology annotation, biological process: symbiont entry into host. Bases 1 to 828 code for a protein of 275 amino acids.
AUGACAAAUAAAGAAAAAAUAUGCACCCUGAAACCAGACGUGCUAGAUAAAGUAAUAAUCAAAUGUGGGUCGGAAAAAAAAAAAUACGAGUUACUACCAAAUAACUGCUUCGAGCAAGUAUACACAUCCAAGUCGAUAAAAAACGCACAGAACUUAGUGCAAUAUCUACCCGGAGCUGCCGCCAUCGUAAAGAGGAAUCAAAAGAAACAAAACUCAGAAGGAAAGAAAAACUACGACGAUGUAUUUUUUCGAGUCCCACCUAACAUGGAUAGCGAAGAAAAGGCAAUCUACUGUCUCUGUCAAAAUAAAGCCAAAAUUAAGGUCCGAAAAGUAAGCGGAGAAAUAUACGAUAAGGAGAUAUUUAACAUCGGAAUUGCAGAAGUUUUGAUUCCAUCCCUUCCUAAAAAGAUCGAUGGUUGUGAUUUUACUCAAAAUGACUCAACCUUGUUCACAAAAGGAUACGAUGCGAAUUUCUAUAAAACGGUUGAAAAUAAAGACGAUGUUAUUUGUAGAAUUAGAGCUACUGAAGGUCAAUUUAUUGGGUUCAAGUGCCCAGCUGACUAUGACAUCGAACCUGAGGAAUGCUUUUUACAAGGGUUUAAUCUCAAUGGCAAGAAGGAACAACUUCGGAACAAGCUUAACCUAACAGAUCUAGUAUUAGAUCACUACAAUAAGAUUUUUUAUGCUCGUGUUCCUCAGAAUAUAUAUCAAAGUAUGAACUUUUUUUGUGCAUGUGUUUUAAAGGAAAAGAGAUUAGUUGCUCACUUUGAGUUUAUUGCCACUGCAGAUGGUUUGGGUGAAUCAGGAGUCCUUUACUUUGUGUUGUAG